This is a messenger RNA of Pieris brassicae (large cabbage white), 2819 nucleotides long. RefSeq names its product G-protein coupled receptor dmsr-1-like (gene NGR-A20). The transcript has 6 exons. Lineage: Eukaryota; Metazoa; Arthropoda; Insecta; Lepidoptera; Pieridae. Gene Ontology annotation, biological process: G protein-coupled receptor signaling pathway. Gene Ontology annotation, molecular function: G protein-coupled receptor activity. The coding region runs from base 870 to 2150 and encodes 426 amino acids. The record is from RefSeq and is a predicted model, not a curated record. Gene Ontology annotation, cellular component: membrane.
AUGUGUCUGCCCCGAUUGGUAGUCCAGAUAAUCUGGCUCUACUAACUACUAUUGUUUCAGGAAUUCAAUCAGUCUCGGUAAAUAAUACUGAUAGAGUUAAUUGAAUUUCUGUAAAUCUAUAGUACUUAUCUGAAAUGGUUUAGUUAAAAGCCAAAAAAAAUGAGUCUCAUUCAAGUAUUUCAAGAAUCUAUUCAUUAGUUACACUGAAAGCUUCCCGUUUCAUCUGGAUUCAAUUCACUUCGUAGCAGAGCUAAAUUUUACCAAAUAAAUACAGACGAAUGUUUUUCUUGUUUUGAAAAUGUUUAAUAUAAUUGUAUGUUAGAAAAUCAACACGGGCAUCUCGUCUUAUUUAUAACUAUGUGUAUGUAGUAACGAAGUGCAUUGUUCGAGCAUUUCCUUUUAAGUCACACGUUUGAUUUUCACAAAAGCAAUAUUAUGUAAACAAAGUUAGAUUCUCUGCACGAAGAACACUGAUGAAUACAAACGAUUCGGAUUCAACAGAAGCCACAUGACCGCAGCUGCAAUAUUAUAAUUAAUCUCUCGUUAUUAAAGCUAUAAUAACCCAUUUAAACAUUCGUCUAUGUCGUGAUUAAAAGGCUAAGCAUUUAAUGUGACUUAUCAUGAGUAUUUCCUGUUAAUUGACGCUGGCAAAUUGUGAAUAGUAGCAAUUAAUCUUUGGUUCAAUAUUCGUUUCUAUCAAAAGCUAUAAGCUGAUUUCGAAUAAUUUUAUUAUUUUCUUUUAGAACCCGAAGGAAAUAUGGUUUGCAGUGUUCCUCUCGAAUUAUCGCCAAGACAUGGAGUUGCAGACAAUUGAUUGAAUAAACUGUGAAAUGCGAUUGCUUCCCCAAUGCUAGGGGCCGAAGACAACGAUGUUAGCAGACGAUGAUUCUCCUAAAUACAACUUGAGCUAUAUAGAGUCUAACGACAGCUACACUGCGUUGGACCACACCAAACUAAUAUCAUUGCUCAAGCUCAAAGGGACGAAUCAAAGCGACAAUAUCGGGGAGUUCCUGAGGGUUCUGGAGAACCUCCGAAGCAAGUUCAACAUAUCCGUAGUGAGGGAAUGCGAUCGGACACAUUAUUGCUCGGGAGAAUUCCGAGACUUGAUUCUGGCCUAUAAUAGUAUACAUGGAUACGUUAGCCUCUUGAUAUGUCUGUUCGGAAGUUUGGCAAAUGCAUUGAACGUAGCCGUAUUAACGCGGCGUGACCUGGCCGGGGCUCCAAUUAACCGUCUCCUGAAGUGGUUGGCAGUCGCCGAUGUCUUUGUUAUGCUCGAAUAUGUGCCAUUCGCUAUAUAUCGAUAUUUGCUGUUCCCAGGUCAAGAAGACCGACCUUACUCCUGGGCUGUCUACAUGCUCUUUCACAUGCACUUUACUCAAAUCCUGCAUACAGCUUCGAUUCUGCUCACUCUCUCGCUGGCCAUCUGGAGAUAUAUCGCCAUCAAAUAUCCAUCUUAUGGCUCAUCGUUAUGCACUGACCGCCGCUGUUCCAUCGCAAUCGGCAUAAGCUUCUUGUUGCCACCGAUGUUAUGUAUUCCGUCAUAUUUCGUGUUCACUAUUCAUCAAGAAUAUGCAAUGGACCGUCGGCCCUCCAAAGUUUACUUCGUAGACUCCAAUUACGACGGGCGACUUUAUCAGACGAAUUUCUGGGUUCACGCUGUCGUGAUUAAGCUCCUUCCGUGUGCGAUCCUGACAGUGAUCAGUGCGUGGCUUAUCCGGGUAUUGUAUAGAGCCAAUAGCAGGAAGAAAGCUCUGAAGGGAUACAAUGCGUGCCCGGCCUCAACUGUCGUCAACGGCAACGGGAAUGUGUUUACGAGAAAAUCUACAAAAAGGUCGAAAGCGGAACGACGUACAGAUAGGACGACAAAAAUGCUAGUUGCGGUUCUCCUUCUAUUUCUAUUAACCGAGUUCCCACAAGGGAUUUUAGGACUAUUGAGCGGUGCGCUGGGGAGGUGUUUCUUCAAACAAUGUUACGACCUGUUCGGUGAACUCAUGGACGCCUUGGCUCUUUUGAACGGGGCAAUUAAUUUCAUAUUAUACUGCUCUAUGUCCAAACAGUUCAGGACGACUUUUAGACAGAUUAUGAAGGCUCGGUUCGCCCCCACCCCGAGGGCAAGCUCCCAUACUGAGUUGCAAAGCACAUAUGUAUAAGAGUUUAUUAAUAAAAAAGUUUGCUUUCAUUAAAAUAAUAUGUAUAUGCAAAGAAAGUAAAGCUGUUUGCACAAAGGCAUUGUUGGCAAAAUUGUCAACUAUUGUUUAUUAUUUGUAUUUAUUGGAUACAUAAAAUGAAAUAUAAAUGUUUUUAUUCGUAUACUGGCAUGUAAUUGAUAUUAUAUUUAUAUUCAAUGUUUAACAUUUUCAAGCCCUUAGAGGUCAUUAAGAAUUUUUUGUAGUGUAACUAUGUGUAUUGAAGUAUGUAAGGUAACUUGGCAUUAUUAUAUGUUGUCAUUAUAUUACGUCUGCAUAAAAGUUUAAUUUAGCUUUUGAUAGGUGUCUUUACUUCGUUGUUACGCGAACAGAGGAAAAAUAUUUUGUCACUUUAUUGUUGCCACACGGUUUUAAGGGAAUGCGAGCUCUAAAUCACACUUUUGGAGUCACUUGCAAAAGGACUGAUAAAGCCACAAUAAGACGUAAAUACAAUAAAUGAUAUUAUCGGAAGAUGUUUACAUAAAUUAGCUGUUAUGAAACAAUUUUAGAUAUAUAUUAUGUUUUUUUUUUUAUUUCAAGAAUGUGUAAAUAUACUUAAUGCAACCAUCAAACAUACUUAUGUGUAAAUAAUAAUUAUUAGUUAUAAUAGAAUUAAUGUACUGUAUAAUAUUA